Messenger RNA from Linum trigynum, 471 nucleotides. NCBI's taxonomy places the organism in Eukaryota, Viridiplantae, Streptophyta, Magnoliopsida, Malpighiales, Linaceae. The record is from the annotation of a GenBank genome assembly.
AUGCGGUUGUUCGUGGACUUGCCACCUCCAAAUCUGAUAACUUUAACGAGUCCAUCACCAAAUCUAAUGAUGCUUAAGCAACUCAGGAUGGAUGAAAUAUGUCUCAGCUCUGUGAGGGACGUCUGGGCUUGUCUUUUGUUAAUCGAACACUCCCCUAAAUUGCAAGAACUCAUCAUCGGUACCAGGAUAGGGGCAAACACGAAUGUAGACGUCCAGUUGAGAGUCAUACAACGGAUGUGCGAAAGCAGGACGUACAAACCAAAGAGGCUAAAGCAAGUUGAACUGUAUCAGUUGCAUGGUUUAAAGAGGGAAAUGUGUUUCAUCCGAUGGUUAUUAUCCGCUUUACCCAUGCUUGACAAGAUGUUGAUAACAUUUUCAGCAAGUUCGCUACCUCAUCAACAGAUUCAGACUCUAAAAGAGUUGAAUGGGUUUCAGCGGCCCUCCAGCAAAGCACAAGUCAUAAUCUUGUGA